AUGUCUAAACCUAAAAACUGGCCAGAUGGCUUCCCUUAUCUCAAAGCGCCUCUCCAUGAUAGGAGCUUGACCCCAACACAUAUCCAAACUCUCAAAAGUAAACCUUCUCCGUUAAGCGACAUCCCCAUCAUUCCAUCAGCCUCAACAACAACGCCAUGCAACCUGGUCAAGAUUCAACCCAUCUCCAACCCCUCACAUCCUGCCAACGGUCAAUGCGGCCUCUUCGCAGCGCAGAACCUCGCACCUGGUAGUUUCAUCCUCGCGUAUCUGGGUCGUGUCCAUUCAGGCACUGCAUCAUCGACUGAGAGCGACUACGACUUGUGGCUGGACCGCGAGAUGGACGCGGCGGUUGAUGCGGCCAGUCAAGGAAACGAAGGGCGCUACGUGAACGAUUUCCGAGGCGUGGGAUACAGGGCUAAUGCAGAGUUUCGGACGGUCUGGUGUGAGAGGUGGGGAGAGUUUUGUGUGGGAGUUUGGGUUCUGGGAGGUGGAAAGAAGAAGAAGGGAGUUGGAAUCAAAAAGGGAGAAGAGAUUCUCGUCAGUUAUGGUAAAGGAUUUUGGGGGGAGAGGCAAACGGAGGAAUAUGAAUACGAGUAUCAAGAGGAGCAAGGCGAGGAUAGCAAGGCUGAAGAGAAUAAGUAA
Fusarium pseudograminearum CS3096 is the source of this 642-nucleotide messenger RNA. RefSeq lists its product as uncharacterized. The record is from RefSeq and is a predicted model, not a curated record. The transcript has a single exon. Bases 1 to 642 code for a protein of 213 amino acids. NCBI's taxonomy places the organism in Eukaryota, Fungi, Ascomycota, Sordariomycetes, Hypocreales, Nectriaceae.